UUAUAAAAGUUGCAGGUGAACCAAGAAAGUGUCCCAAAAACCGAACAGCCAUUAAAGGAGGCAAGAGAAGCAAAUAGAAGAAAGAAGAAGAAGAAGAAGAAGAAGAAGAAGAAGAGAUCGGAGGAAGGGAUGGAGAAGUUUUCCUCUGCGAGAGUGGUGGCACAGAGCGCCAUAGUAGCUUAUUAUUCUUACAGUCAUCAGAGACCUUGCUGCUACCUUCAACAAGCUCUAAGGGCGAUCUCUAAGUGCGUAGGUCUCGACUCUUCUUCCAAGCCUCCUCCACAACCACACAAAGAAGCAAAUAAGGCUUGUCAAACAGGUUCCCAGGAUCCCCCUUCAGCAACAGACCGAGGAUUAGAUCCUCCUUCAACAACAGAACAAGGAACCAAAGCCACUGAGGAUGCAGCGGCGACACCCCAAACUAUAGAAACUUCUGCGCUGACCAGACGUUCGGCUAGACCACCACCGGUAAACCGUGGAUCAGGCGGCCAGACAAACUAGCUAUCCCCUACAAACUUCGGUGUCUUGUUGCUUUAGUAGGGAAUGUUUAGCGUGAAUCUAGACUGGUUGCAUACUUUUCCGUUGUUUUUAUAUGUCUCCCAAUCUGUGUAUUACAUAUUUACAUGUACACUGCAAAUGAUAACACGUAUAGAUAUGUAUGAAAUCAUGACCGACUUUACAGAGAAUCAAUCCAAACUCCAAAGCCAUGCAUAUAUUUUGUAAAAACUAAACGGUCCGAUUCACGGUGAAUGAUAGGGCCACGCCUCCUUGUUUCUGAAAACCAUUUUACUUUCCGAUGAUGAGGUGGCCCGCUUUUAACAUCCACCGUGAAUCGGGAUCGGGCGGUUUCCUCUUUUGCAAUACAAUUGUGCUUUGAUUUC
Messenger RNA from Nelumbo nucifera (sacred lotus), 881 nucleotides. Lineage: Eukaryota; Viridiplantae; Streptophyta; Magnoliopsida; Proteales; Nelumbonaceae. The record is from RefSeq and is a predicted model, not a curated record.